Molecule: messenger RNA, 3630 nt
Organism: Penicillium soppii
Lineage: Eukaryota; Fungi; Ascomycota; Eurotiomycetes; Eurotiales; Aspergillaceae
Exons: 1
Coding region: 1-3630 (1209 amino acids)
Cellular component (GO): cytoplasm
Molecular function (GO): protein-folding chaperone binding; ATPase inhibitor activity
Source: RefSeq, a predicted model, not a curated record
AUGCUGGGCCGACUCUUGAGUACGGCCGCGUCGACCUUGAACCCGUCGGCAUAUUCUACACGAAACAAUGGCACUCCUUUGGAGUCCGUGACUGAAGAAGAACACACUUCCGGCCUUCUUUUUCCCGAUGCUAGCCUCCUCCGACGUUCCCAUGCUCAUGCCUACCCAUUACAGACAACUUUCAAUUCACCGAAUGCCUCGACUGCAGGUGCAUAUGAUGAUCGGGGUGGAAUGGAAUUGGAUCAUAUCAAAGAUUUCCGUGUGAUUGUUGCACAAAAUGCAUUGGGCGACCGUGAUGCAUGUGUCCUACUCGACACUCGUGCGUCUGAUUCAUCCCCGGCCGGCCUCGGAAUUGACCCACAAGGCCAUGAUCAACCCGGCCAUAAGCAUAGCCGUACUGUCUCCAGUCUUUCCCGUGGGACACGUCGCAAUCUCCUCACCCAAUCCUCCCUCGUCGAAUCGAGUCCUCUUUCCGCAGCUGCAGAUGCACGCAGGAUGACCCCGGCCAGUCCCGGUGCAUUUUCCCGAGCUCGUGGCCGUAGCUCUACAUUGGCACCAUCGGGAACAUGGCACGACUCGGGCCAAUCCCGACACUCUUCUGAUCCUAAUGAUACUGGCCUUUUGAAUUGCAUCUUCGGAAGCAGCGCCUUCAGUUACCGAGGGUCAUCUACCAAAAUGCACAUUAUCUCGGCCGAUGAAGAUUCCAGAGUCGGAACUGGGGUUAAUGCAUCCCCUGCUGCUCGCAGUCCACUCUCUCGGGCCUAUACUACAGGUAGUCCCUCGGGUCCCAUGGAUGCAAACCGAGAAAUCGAUGACAAGCCACCUUCCAAAGUUACAGUCCUCUUGACCCGCAUGUUCAGCGUGAAUCUUCCCGAGGGAGCUGAAGCAUCAGCUGAACGCCAUGACUAUGCCAGUGCUCUUUACCAAGAAUCCUUGCCCGAGAUGGAAUUCCCUUUUCCAGAUGUUUCCAAGCGCAAAAAGAUGAAGGAGAAGAAAACGCCAAUGUAUGCGGUUGCAAUCACAAUCCAGAUACCCUUAAUGGGACGCAAUUCCGGACGCCCUGUCUCAAGGUUUAGCACUUUCGGUCCGGACUCUCCUCGACCCGGCUUUUCGAGCUCGUUGGAUUCUGACCAUCGCUGGCCGGGUGGAUUCUUCGAUGAUAGCUUGUCUUCAGCAUCUCCACCGGCUAGUUUAGAUGAGCGUCUGGACAUGCUAGUCGACCAUUGGGACGUCAUCACUCGGACCCUCUCCCAUCUCGAAAGACUUGCUCGGAAUGAAGUCCUUUUCCUUCUAAAAAAAGUGGACUCUUUGUCUGGACCAAACCCCAAGCCUGUUAAGCCCCCAAAUAUGCAACGCACCAAUCAGACUAUUGUGCAUCUCCCCGCUAAUAUUCUGUCGGUCAAUUCAAAACUCAAAGAAGAAGCUAUUCGAAGCUCCCGCCGCAUCAGCUUAGCUCUGCAAACUCCAUAUGUGGUGACCGGACAAAGUCGCUGGGGUGUUUGGCGGGAAGAAGGUCGCUCGAUUGUUCGUGGUCUAGGCGACAAAGAGCAGAAUUUCUUCUUCCUGGUGGUACUGACAGCUUUCCUGGGAAACCACACGGAGUGGCUCAACAGUCUUGGCCCAGAGUGGUAUCGUCGCCGCCACAAUCAACAGCAGAAAGCUCAGCAGGAUGGUGAGCCCAUUCUCGCAAACAGGACUGUCAUUGUUUGCCCAGACAAGAUGACUGCUCGCCGUCUUGUGUUCUUGCUUGCCGCUUUCUUGCCUUCUAAACAGCGCCUAGAGCCGCUGCCUUCGCCGCUCAGACCUGGCACCUCAGCAUCAAUGCGUGCUGUCUCUCAAAGCCCUCCAACCGUGCCUGUGCUCCGCCAGGAGUCUCUUCGUAGAGCAAUUGAACGACGGGCUCGCGCUCAACGAAUGAUCAUAGGCGACAACGACCACCACCAACGAUCAGUCAGCGUUUCGUCCCAAGACACAACCCAUGGAGCCGACACAACCCCUCCAGCGGAAUACUCCUCGGCCGCGAACCGCAGAGGGUCUGACGCUCGUUCAAUUAAAACAUUGAGUGCGAACAUCAAUCCCAAAGAUGUUCGAGCCAUGAACACCAGCGGAGCAACUACGUCCAUGAUAACCCAGAGCAGCACUGUCCCAGUUCCACACUUCACUUCUCAGCCCAGUCACUCUACCCAGGCUAGAGCUGACCGCAGCGCAGCUGAAGGCAAUGAUAGUCUUGCGUCGGAGACUUUACUGAAGAGCCUCCAACGAAGCGAUAGCUCUGUCUUGGGUACUAAUGGCAGUGUUCCCUCAGCCGGAGGCCGCUGGGGAGGCAUUUUCGCCGGUCUUUGGAGCUCCCGCCAAGAAUCAUCGACCGAUGGUAGCGAGGCAUAUUCUCCGUCCGAUGCUCGCAAGCGAUCUGUCUCCACAGUUUCUGGUCCUGCUAGACGCGGCUCCACUACCUUGAGUCAGAUGGUCAAGGAAGUCACAGAAGACGAAGGCCAGAAUCAGCCUAAACUUGCACCUAGCGGAAAUAUCUCAAUACCGGCUGCCUCUGACGCGAUCCCUAAGAGCACCACCCAGACCCUUUCACCAGAACCCUCAUCGCUCAACAGUCAAGUUCGGGAGUCGCCGUUGAAGUUAUCGGUAAGGGCAGAGGAGGGCGUGGUAGAUGUUGAUCUUCCCCUUCCUGGCUUCAUGUCACUUUCUUCCUCUGGUGAUUCCACGAUUGCCUCGCCAAAGAAGACAAGGACAUCCGUUACCAGCAUGGAUGCAGUUGCUUCGACCCACAGCAGUGGCUCUGGAUUCCAUGGACCAAUGAAGGAUAGCGAUAGUCCGUCAGCCCACGUUGCUGGUUGGCUGAAGGCCUUCCAUGAAGAUUUCUCUCUUCAAGCAGUUCGUCCCUACGCUUCCCUCGAAGCCGAAAUUAAACGUGCUAUGCGGGCUGAGCCAUCCCCAUACAUCCCAUCCACCCCCGAUGUGGACGGCUCAGAGAGAUGGGUAGACGUUGCGACGACUUUGAUUGCAGACACACGAGCUUCUACAGUGAAACGAAUCCGCUUGCGCCGCAAAAUUACUGUGGGCCAUGGCUCCGACACAACUCAUACGCUUCCCUCGCCUGCCAACGGCAAUCCACGCCAGUCUGCUGGAGGUGUACCUGCCUCGCAAUUCACCACCUUCUUUUCUGGAAACGACAAACGUCACAAAGAUACCAACACCGACGAGCAUGAUCGGAGUUUUGUGGAAGAACGAUUUAUUGAAGAGCCCGUGAUGGACCUCGACGGCGUUCUAGUUGAUGCAGUUGAACGCGUCUUAGGACAGAGUGGCUACUCGUCACUAGCGCACUCGCGCGCUCCCUCUCCAAACCGUGCUCGUAGAGCAGAAGACAAAGACAAAGGCCACUCUCCUCGGCCGGAGGAAGUGCCUCCUCCCGAAGUUCCUCGGGGCGAAUGCCGCAAGAUGGUUCUAGGGGCACUCGAAGAAGUUGUCCGCAUUGUCACUGCCGAACACUGCCGCGAAGACGUAGACAACGCAGCUAGCCUUGCUGAUCGCGAGCGCAGAAGAGCACUCUCAGGUGCUGAUAAUACAUUGCGUGAAGGAAUCCGCAAAUGGCUCCUUGACGUCGAAGAAGCCUGGUGA